Aspergillus niger is the source of this 1152-nucleotide messenger RNA. RefSeq lists its product as uncharacterized. The record is from RefSeq and is a predicted model, not a curated record. Bases 1 to 1152 code for a protein of 383 amino acids. Gene Ontology annotation, biological process: cytoskeleton-dependent cytokinesis. Gene Ontology annotation, cellular component: septin complex; cytosol; microtubule cytoskeleton. Gene Ontology annotation, molecular function: GTPase activity; molecular adaptor activity; GTP binding. The transcript has 7 exons. NCBI's taxonomy places the organism in Eukaryota, Fungi, Ascomycota, Eurotiomycetes, Eurotiales, Aspergillaceae.
AUGUCCUCCACCGAGACUGCCUCCCCCAUUGGCAUUGCCAACCUCCCUAACCAGCGGCACAAGAUUGUUGCCAAGCGGGGUGCGGCCUUCACUAUCAUGGUCGCUGGUGAAUCCGGCUUGGGAAAGACCACCUUUAUCAACACCCUGUUCUCUACCACCAUCAAGAACUACGCCGACCACAAGCGCCGUCAUCAGAAGCAGAUUGACCGGACCGUCGAGAUUGAGAUCACCAAGGCUGAGCUGGAAGAGAAGUUCUUCAAAGUCCGCCUGACCGUCAUUGAUACCCCCGGAUUCGGAGACUAUGUCAACAACCGUGACUCUUGGCAACCCAUCAUUGAGUUCCUCGACGACCAGCAUGAGUCGUAUAUGUUGCAAGAGCAGCAGCCUCGCCGUACGGAUAAGAUCGAUAUGCGUGUGCAUGCCUGCCUGUACUUCAUCCGCCCUACCGGACACACCCUGAAGCCCCUCGACAUUGAGGUCAUGAAGCGCUUGAGCUCUCGUGUCAACCUUAUCCCGGUCGUUGCCAAGGCCGAUACCCUCAGCCCCUCGGAUCUGGCCGUCUACAAGCAGAGAAUUCGUGCUGUCAUCGAGGCCCAGGGCAUCAAGAUUUACACCCCUCCCGUCGAAGAGGACGACGAGCAUGCCGCCGCUCACGCGCGCACCCUGACGGCUGCCAUGCCUUUCGCUGUUAUCGGAUCCGAGAAGGACGUCAAGACUACCGACAACCGGGUUGUCAAGGGCCGUCAAUACGCUUGGGGUGUUGCCGAAGUUGAAAACGAGGAUCACUGCGACUUCAAGAAGCUCCGCUCUAUUCUGAUCCGCACCCACAUGCUCGAUCUCAUCCACACUACCGAGGAGCAGCACUACGAGGCCUACCGCGCACAGCAAAUGGAGACCCGCAAAUUCGGCGAGGCCCGCCCCAGGAAGCUGGACAACCCCAAGUUCAAGGAAGAAGAGGAGAACCUGCGCAAGCGCUUCACCGAGCAGGUCAAGGUCGAGGAGCAGCGGUUCCGCCAGUGGGAGCAGAAGCUCAUUGCAGAGAGGGAUCGCCUCAACAAGGAUCUGGAGGCCACCCAUGCUGCAAUCAAGUCGCUCGAGCAGGAAAUCGAGGGGCUGCAAGGCUCUUCCACUCGCAGCCACGGACGUCGUUAA